Pyricularia grisea is the source of this 2447-nucleotide messenger RNA. RefSeq lists its product as uncharacterized. Gene Ontology annotation, molecular function: GTP binding; GTPase activity. The transcript is spliced from 3 exons. Lineage: Eukaryota; Fungi; Ascomycota; Sordariomycetes; Magnaporthales; Pyriculariaceae. Gene Ontology annotation, cellular component: spindle pole body. Gene Ontology annotation, biological process: regulation of exit from mitosis. The record is from RefSeq and is a predicted model, not a curated record. Bases 814 to 1749 code for a protein of 311 amino acids.
CAGCUCUCAGCCCAGCGUUGACCACAUUUGCAAGCCCAGAGUGUGUGUACCUAGAUUUAGGUAAAUCCUUGCCGUUUCUUUCUCACAUGCGGCCCUAUUUCUGAGUCUAGUCAAUGUAUCAGGCCCAUUACACGACCCCGUGAACAUUCCGAGAUAAUUGUUUCCCAUCCUUUGCUCUAAAAAUCAAAUCUCACUCGGUUCCUUGUCAACGGGGCCCCUUUUCUUUUGGACGUUUGCUUUGUAACUCUAAGCGAUUUCAGCUCGGUUCCCCUCGCGAGCAUAGCACGGAUCAAAAGCCACUCCUUCCUUUCCACCAUUUUGCAACGGCCACUACCGAUGCACUAGGCGGAUGGAGUCCUCCGAUUCUGCCAUAUGAUCUGAACGACACAGGCGGUCAAGAGAAAGAAGAAUAGGUUCAAACACCCGCUCUGGCAUCGAAUUAGAGACAGUGACGGUGCUCGUAGCACAAGGCUUCGUAGCAAUAGGCCGUCGAAAGCCACGGAUCGACGAGCGUUGUGAUCGCAACUUUCCCCCCGAUUUCGUCGACGACCUCGCCCUUCGAGCCUGACACAUCUCAAGCCAAUAGUGCUUGCUGCCCGCAUUUUCGUCGCCGACCCACGAACGAGAAAAUAGCGACAACAUUGCCCAUUGUCAGUCAACUUCGCAUCAACCAGCGGCAGACCGUCGACUGCAGGAGCUACUGUAACCUGGUAGCCACCCCCAAAUUUGACAACACCGCGCUGUCAGCCCAACCUGGAUUCCUCGACACUUUCAGCAGGGUCUCCGGCCCAGUUUCACGACGCAGUAGACAGGAUGGAUACAGAACCCAUGCCUAUCGACGCCCACGAGGAUACUCUCGGCGGCAUUGAGGGUUCACCACACGUUGGCAGCAGUGCACAAAUACGCGGCAGCGACCGUCGCCACGGACAAUCACAAUCGCUGGAUCAGGGAUUUGGUAGUCAAGUGCACCAGUCUCCACAUACCGAUGACAUGGAAAGGUACAACACCCCACCGAUCCCGCCGCCAGGACCGUCACUAUCGAGACCAGCUUCAGGCCUCUCUGGAGGUUAUCACAACGGCAACAGUAACGCCAACAACAACUCGGCCGAUCACGUUUCUAGGGGGAGCGGCGCGCAUGUCGAGUCUGGUUCAAAUAGGGAUACGGGGCGGAACCAUGUGGUCAUCAAGGUCGGAAUGGUUGGCGAUGCACAGAUCGGCAAGACAAGUUUGAUGGUCAAAUACGUCGAGGGCAGCUGGGAUGAGGACUAUAUCCAGACUCUUGGUGUCAACUUUAUGGAGAAGACCAUCAGCAUCCGCAACACGGAAAUCACAUUCAGCAUUUGGGAUCUUGGCGGCCAGCGCGAGUUCGUCAACAUGCUUCCGCUGGUUUGCAACGAUGCUGUUGCUAUCCUCUUCAUGUUCGACCUUACGCGAAAGAGCACUCUCAACAGCAUCAAGGAGUGGUAUCGCCAGGGAAGGGGGUUUAACAAGACAGCCAUUCCGAUAUUGGUUGGUACCAAGUACGACCAUUUCGUAAACUUUCCCAGGGAAGACCAAGAGGAAAUUUCGAACCAAGCACGCCGGUUCGCAAAGGCCAUGCGAGCAUCGUUGAUCUUCAGCAGUACAAGCCACAGUAUCAAUGUGCAAAAGAUUUUCAAGAUUGUGCUCUCCAAGGCCUUUGAUCUCAAGUGCACCAUCCCAGAGAUUGAGAAUGUUGGAGAGCCCCUACUUCUUUACCAAUCUUGCUGAGGAUCAUACGCACCCUUACAAAGUGGGUUGCAUGCCUGGAGCCUCCUUCAAGAACCGCUGUCGGCAUUCUUAUGAAAACCGACUAAACCAAGGCAAUAUUAUCCAUGUUCAGGAACAUGAUCAUGAAAGUAACAAACAAAUGAUUCCGGCUACAUGGUACGCAUCAGCAAUAGUCUGCUGAUACUAUCUGCUCUGUAUUCGAUAUUUGGAGAACACGAUAAGGUUCUCCGCCCGAGUCUGCUUCACAUUGCGAGCUUACAGACUGCAGUCAUCAGCCUGCAGUUUGACAUUACAUACCACCACCAUUACAUCAAAAAACAAACAAGAACACCGCUCGCUCACAUUUUCCUUUGUUGAUCUCCAACAAAAUGCUAUACUCACCAGUCUGCACUCUACAACACAGUCUCCUUACUCGAUUCUUCGUAGUUAAGAUUUUUAUUAUAUUGACGGAAGAAAACAUCCGUACCGGACGAAUCCCGGAGACCAUUCACUCUUUCAGCCAACAAACUCUCCUAUCUUCUGUUUCAUUUAUGUUUUGGACGUUUUGGCGCGGAUAUCGAAUUUUCAAACCCCCCAAAUUGAGGGAAACGGAUGGGAAGGGGAAUUUCCGCUGGGUAUUACGUAUUCCUUUUUUGUUCUUGUUCUCCGUUUCUUUACUUCACUGUUUAUACAUGUAAUCAUCUAAACAUUUCAAUAAG